Molecule: messenger RNA, 881 nt
Organism: Microstroma glucosiphilum
Lineage: Eukaryota; Fungi; Basidiomycota; Exobasidiomycetes; Microstromatales; Microstromataceae
Exons: 1
Coding region: 137-796 (219 amino acids)
Source: RefSeq, a predicted model, not a curated record
CCUUUCCACACCACUGGUGCGUCGAUGCUGACGGGGAAUGAUAUCUGGUGGGAGCGGAGCUUGAAGAUGACGCGCUUUGCUUCGUGGGGGGAUGCGCCUGUGCGCCAGUGAUGGAAUGGCGGGAUGAUCUGAUCUCAUGCUCCGCCCCGCCGUGCGGCUUGAGUUGCACUUGGCCCCCCCCGCUCCUCCUCCCAAUGUCCAUCGUCGUCUUCUUCUUCUUGCCAUCGUAGUCUACCAUUUGUAUCUACCUUGCCAUCUCCUCAUUGGUAUUCUCGCUACGCCCCUCGUCCCAGCAAGGCGCUCAGCUUCUUGCACAGUAGCCACCAGGCCUGGCAGCGCGCCCCGCACAGUCGCCCACGGCCCCCCUCAGCGCACCCAGGCGGUCAGACCACCCACCCACCCCCACUCGCUCCCUCCCGUCUGCCCAAGAUUGCAUCGGCCAUCUCCACGUCUACGAUCUCCACAACGUAGAUCGCUUGUCGUAUCCUCUUCCUCACUGGCAUCAACAACCUCGACAUCAAUUGGCUCUGACCAUCGGCAAAGCAAAGCUCCAUCGAAGAGCCCCUCAUCCUCCAGCGCUUAUCCGCACACGACCUUGAGACGAGACCCACUUCCGGUGAACAGCAUACCGGUCACCCUCGUGGUACCAAUCGCCAGCCAUCUCUGGUCCUCCAGGCUCUCAAGACACAGCAGCUCCACCUCGUCCCUGCCGCAAUAUCGCACAUCCCUCAGUCUUGGCGAAACUCCUUCAUCGUCUACUCAGAGGCCAGCAACGCCGGACCUUCCUCUGCGAUAGCCACGAGUCUCCACAAGGCCGGUACCUUCGAGACGUGGAUCCAAAGGCCGCCUCAUCACCCUCGUCUCUCAUCUCGCAUUGACAC